Messenger RNA from Vigna radiata var. radiata (mung bean), 1431 nucleotides. RefSeq lists its product as uncharacterized. Lineage: Eukaryota; Viridiplantae; Streptophyta; Magnoliopsida; Fabales; Fabaceae. The record is from RefSeq and is a predicted model, not a curated record. The coding region runs from base 208 to 1284 and encodes 358 amino acids. The transcript is spliced from 2 exons.
GAUGCCAGGAUAAUUACCUGAAAAUACAUUUUGAUUCUUAUUUUCCUUUUAAUAUGAGAUAUAUAAUUCCGGCAGCGUUUGGUGGAAGGUUCCAGGGGAAGUUUCGGAAGCUGGCGGCAUCCACAUUUGACGUUUGACCGAAACCCAAACUAAAUCAUUCUGGGAUCGAAUUUUGGGCGCAGACGCGGCAGAGAAGCGAUUCAAUCAAUGGAACUCCUCUCUUUUGCGUUGGGAGGCGUUGGAUUCAUUCUUGUCGGAGCACACGAAGCGCUUAUUCACGUUUCCCCAUCCAAACAAUCCCCAAUCUCUUCUCCGCCCAAUUCCCAAACCAACAAACUCUUACUUCCGAUCUCCCUCGCAAUUCUCUCCUCAUUUUUCAUCCUCAACUCCACAGUGUCCCUUCUCAGCGCACACAACUCAAACGACGCCGUCGGCACCGCGCUUCAGCUGCAGGUCCUCCCCAUCGCGUUCAUCUUCCUCUUCUACUCCCUUCUUCCUCUCUUCUCUCUUCCUUCGCCGUUGCACGGCCUCGUUGGCCUCUUCGCUUUCGCCGAAGAGUUUCUCCUCUUCUACCUUCAGCGCAAGGACCCCAGCGGCGUCGAGAACCGUUAUUACGAUCUCUUGUUGGUUCCCAUCGCAAUCUGCCUUUUCUGCACUCUUCUCGAUGUGGGAUCUCCGCGGUCAACUGUUCCCAAACUGGGCCGUGGCGUGGGCCUGAUUCUCCACGGAACAUGGCUUCUCCAAAUGGGCCUCUCCCUCUUCUCGGGCUGGGUGGCCCAGGGGUGCUCUCUGCACCGAGUGAGCAGAGGGAACUACACGCUGAGGUGCAAGGGGCACCCGGAGUAUCAUAGGGCCAGGGCCAUAGCCACUCUUCAGUUCAAUUGCCACCUCGCGUUCUUAGUGGUGGUUCUUGUUGGCUUCUUCUCCCUUGUUUGCGCCAGAAACGGAGGAAGCACCGAUCUUGACUCUGUUUCCACGCGGUACGCGCCGCUCGGUGCUGAAUUGCAGAAUAUGCAGGACUCGACAAACUUCACUUUGGACUCUGAUGAAGAUGAUGAUAGUGGCAGACAAGAGGGCCACAAUGUGGGUAACGAGAAAGGAGUUGCUAUGGAACAUGCUGUCAACGGUAAUGGGGGAGAAAAAGACACUAUCGUGGAGUUCGACAGAGACCAUGGGGGAAAUGGGCUGCCGAAAUCCGUGACCCUAAAAAGGCUGCUAGAGUGUGGCUUGGCACUUUUGACACGGCAGAGGCUGCAGCUGCUGCUUAUGAUGCUGCUGCUUUGAAGUUUAAAGGAUCCAAAGCAAAGCUCAAUUUCCCAGAACACGUUCUUCUUGCUUCAAUACCACCUUCACCUUCUACUCAAAACAUAAACAUUAACAGUAAUAACAGUUAUGCUUCUUUUUCUUCACCUCUUACACCACCAGUUUAUC